This is a messenger RNA of Papaver somniferum (opium poppy), 3996 nucleotides long. Its product is annotated as type I inositol polyphosphate 5-phosphatase 12-like. NCBI's taxonomy places the organism in Eukaryota, Viridiplantae, Streptophyta, Magnoliopsida, Ranunculales, Papaveraceae. Gene Ontology annotation, molecular function: phosphatase activity; protein binding. Bases 134 to 3637 code for a protein of 1167 amino acids. The record is from RefSeq and is a predicted model, not a curated record. Gene Ontology annotation, biological process: phosphatidylinositol dephosphorylation. The transcript has 10 exons.
AUCCAAUCAAUGUCUUUUGUGUCAUCCCAAACUAUACCUUUCUCUUUUUUCUCUCUCUUCUCUCUGUUUCUGCCAUUUUCGUCUCUGUAACUCUGGGCUCCGACAGAGAAAACUACACAAAAACUUAUCAGUCAUGGAAUCAGAAAGAGUCGAAGAUGUAGACGGAGAUGUAUUAGCAUCACUAUCAACAGUACCACCGCGUCGUAAAAUUCAUUCGUACAGUCAACAAUUAGGUUCCACUGGAAAAACAAAACGAAACAAUAUUCGGAAACAUAGUUUAGACGAAAUACCAUCUAAAGGGAUGGAACGUUACUUCAAUGAUUCAUCUGAUGAUGAUUUCGUACCUUCUUCUACUACUACUGCGAAUAACAACAACAAUUCAAACGAUCAGUACAAUAAUAAUUUCAGUUCUUCAGAUAGAAAUCCUGACAAUUACUCUGACGACGAUGAUGAUAAUGAUAAGUUCUGUAAACAACCUUUACAGGAAUUUAUUGCUAGUUGUGGUGGUAAUGGCAUAUUUAAAGUUCCGAUACGUGCAGCUGAACAUCCCGGUCGUCCACCGAAUUUAGAGUUACGGCCACAUCCGUUGCGCGAAACUCAAGUCGGGUCGUUUUUAAGAACAAUCGUUUCUACUGAGAAUCAAUUAUGGGCAGGUCAAGAAUGUGGGGUGAGGUUCUGGAAUUUUGAUGAUUAUUAUUCCGUUGGUUGUGGUGCUGCUGUUUCUGCCUUGGAGAAAACUAAGAAAGGUGAUGAAGAUUCUGCACCAUUCUAUCAGUCUGCCCAAACUUCACCAGUAUUGUGUUUGAUUGUUGAUUCUGGAAAUAAAUUGAUUUGGAGUGGGCAUAAAGAUGGUAAGAUCAGGUCAUGGAAAAUGGAUCCACCUUCGGAUGGUACUCCUUUUAAAGAAGGUUUAAGUUGGAAUGCUCAUCGCGGACCUGUUCUUUCUUUGAUUAUGACCUCUUUCGGUGAUAUAUGGUCAGGUUCUGAAGGUGGUGUAGUCAAGGUCUGGCCUUGGGAACCCAUCGAAAAAUCGCUAUCUUUGAAGGUCGAGGAAAGACACAUGGCUGCCUUGUUAGUUGAGAGGUCAUUUGUUGACCUUAGGACUCAAGUUACCGUAAAUGGAGUUUGCUCCAUAUCUGCUUCAGAUGUAAAGUUUCUCUUAUCUGAUAACUGUAGAGCCAAAGUAUGGAGUGCUGGGCAGUUGUCCUUUGCAUUGUGGGACGCGCGGACGAAGGAACUUCUGAAAGUGUUUAAUAUUGAAGGGCAGGUUGAGAAUCGAGUUGACAUGUCAUCAGUUGGGGAGCCAUCUGCAGAAGAUGAGAUGAAAGCAAAGUUAAGCACCUCAUCAAAGAAGGAGAAGUCGCAAGGUCCAUUUAGCUUUUUUACGCGCUCACGGAAUGCUUUGAUGGGAGCAGCUGAUGCUGUACGUCGAGUUGCAGCAAAGGGAGGAUUUGGGGAAGAUAAUAAAAGAACAGAAGCAAUAAUCAUGGCUACAGAUGGAAUGAUUUGGACAGGAUGUUCUACUGGUUUGCUUGUGCAGUGGGAUGGAAACGGCACUCGUCUACAAGAUUUCAAUUACCAAUCAUGUGCUGUUCAGUGUUUCUGUGCUUUUGGGACCCGGAUAUGGGUAGGAUAUGUGAAUGGUACGGUUCAGAUAAUGGAUCUGGAGGGUAAUCUUCUCGGUGGAUGGGUUGCUCAUAGUUGUCCUGUAAUAAGAAUGGCUGUUGGAGCUGGUUAUGUAUUUACAUUGGCGAAUCAUGGUGGUAUUCGCGGAUGGCAUAUGGCCUCCCCUUGCCCUCUUGACAACAUUUUGAGAUCAGAACUGAGCAGCAAGGAAAUACUAUAUACAAAACAAGAUCAUAUUAACAUAUUGAUAGGCACGUGGAACGUAGGACAAGGAAAACCCCCGCAUGAUGCACUGGUACUCUGGCUGGGUUCUGCUUCGCCAGAGGUUGGCAUUGUUGUUGUUGGGUUACAAGAAGUUGAAAUGGGUGCAGGUUUUCUUGCAAUGUCUGCUGCAAAAGAAUCUGUGGGACUUGAGGGGAGUUCCAUUGGUCAGGCGUGGCUGGAUGCAAUAGGAAAAGCCUUGGAUGAAGGGACAACUUUUGAGCGUGCAGGUUCGAGGCAGCUAGCAGGGUUGCUUAUAGCUUCAUGGUUUAGAAAGAGCCUUAAAGCAAAUAUUGGGGAUAUCGAUGCUGCAGCAGUUCCAUGUGGUUUUGGCCGUGCAAUUGGUAAUAAGGGAGGCGUAGGUUUGAGAAUGAGGGUUUAUGAUCGAAAACUUUGCUUUGUGAACUGUCACCUUGCUGCGCAUUUAGAAGCAGUCAAUCGGCGAAAUGCAGAUUUUGAUCAUAUUUUCAAAAAUUUAAGUUUUAGCCGACCAUCUAACCUUAUCAAUGCUUCAUCUAGUAUGACUCUACUUUUUUUUUUUUUUUUGUUCUGUUGUUCUUUUGUCAUAAUUGGUUCAACAUCUUGGCUUAUACAUAUUUGCUAUUUGUCCUUUGCAGCUGGUGCAUCGUCUGCUGUCCAAAUGCCUCGCGGUGCAAAUGCUGCGGGCAAUCAAUCCGAAGAUGGGAGGCCUGAGUUAGCUGAAGCAGAUCUCGUUGUAUUUCUCGGUGAUUUCAAUUACCGGCUUCAUGGUAUUUCUUAUGAUGAAGCAAGGGACUUUGUAUCACAAAGAUGCUUUGAUUGGCUUAGAGAAAGGGAUCAGCUCAGAAAGGAGAUGAAAGCUGGGAAAGUCUUCCAAGGGAUGCGCGAAGGGAUCAUAAAGUUCCCUCCUACAUACAAGUUCGAGAGGCACAAACCAGGCUUAGGAGGAUAUGAUUCUGGUGAAAAGAAGCGAAUUCCUGCCUGGUGUGACAGAAUAUUAUAUCGCGAUACUCGUCCUGGUACAGAGGCUGACUGCAAUUUGGAGUGUCCUGUAAUUGUUUCAAUACUAAAGUAUGAGGCUGUAAUGGAGGUUACAGAUAGUGAUCACAAGCCUGUGCGCAAUAUAAUGAGUGUUGAUAUAGCUCAUGCAGAUGAAUCAAUAAGAAGAAAAGAAUACGGAGAAAUUAUUCAAACUGAUGAGAAAGUUAAGUCUAUGCUAGAGGAAUCAUAUGUAGUUCCAGAAACUGUAGUUAACUCCGCAAACAUACUACUUUCGAAUCAGGAUAAAUUCAUAUUACGAAUCACUAACAAAUGCUCCAAAGACACUGCAAUCUUCGAAAUCAUUUGCAUUGCUCAUUCCACUGUCAAAGAAGAGGAGGAUGAAGCAUCUGACCAGCAAUCUACAAAAGGUUCCUUCGGAUUUCCUCGCUGGCUUGAGGUUAAUCCAGCAGUUGGUGUAAUCAGACCUGGCGAAAGUGCGGAAGUGACGGUACAACACGAGGAAUUCCAUACUCUUGAAGAGUUUGUGGAUGGAGUACCACAAAACUGGUGGUCGUCUCAACAAGACUCGAGAGAUAAAGAAGUGAUAUUGAGUUUGAAUACCCAAGGCAGUUUUUCCACCAGGACUAACAGGCAACAAAUUACAGUCCGCCAUAGCUUCUCAUCAAAGACCAAUAUAAGGAUUGACUCGAAAGGCAGCCAUAGUUCCAAAAAGGGUCAGAAUAGUCGAACCUCUUCUCACCACUCUGACAACUUUGAAGCCGAUAAUUAAUCAAACCUUCCUGGAAAAGGAAAAGGAAAAACAAAAUCAGAAAAUGUAAAUGUGGGGAAGAAAUCCAAGCUUUAGUAAAGCUCAGCAAGUUCAUGAUUCUACUACGGGCGCGUUGUAAAUAGCCAUGAUGAGACUAAGCCAUAUGGAGGAGGUUCGAUUUUGUUCGUUAUGUUCAUGAUUCAACCAAAAAUAUGUUCGAUUUUGUUUAAGCUUUUCAAGUCCAUGUCUUCAUGUGUUGUAAGAAUUCUUUUCGACUCACUUUUUUCUUUUUUCUUUUUUGGACCUGUAUAAUAGAGAGUUUACAUCAGAUGGUAGUACUAUUUGAUAAUUCUGUUUAGAGAAUACUAAACUUGAUCUAA